This is a messenger RNA of Salvelinus sp. IW2-2015, 1698 nucleotides long. It is a transcript of the gene rab36, whose product is annotated as RAB36, member RAS oncogene family. Gene Ontology annotation, molecular function: GTPase activity; GTP binding. The record is from RefSeq and is a predicted model, not a curated record. Lineage: Eukaryota; Metazoa; Chordata; Actinopteri; Salmoniformes; Salmonidae. Gene Ontology annotation, biological process: vesicle-mediated transport.
UUAGAAUUCUACAUGAUUCUAGCUACUGGAACAUCCAAAACAUGUCGUUUGUUAGAAUGGCCACAUUCCACUCGAUACAUGUGACAUUUUAAUAGCCUAACAAUCUUUGAAUUUACGCGUUUCUGCCUGGCUGCCAUGCUUUUAUCACAUGACAAAUAUCCCUGUAGAGCACUGAAAGGUAGUUGUCAUGGAGAUGCGGGGUAGAUCUGAUGCUUCCAGCUCGAGAUUCAAGUGAACGAUUUUUUUAGCAGCAACGACGGAACAGUUGACAAGAAUCCGAUUCUCGUUCACAGGCAGACCACCACACAGCCUUACCAUAAUGCAGGAGAUGAGGAACGGGAUGAUGCACUUCCCACCACCUGUGAGCAGAGACAGGGUCAUAUCCAAGUUCCCAAAGUGUUAUACUCCACAGGCCUGUCUGCAGAUGAAGGAGGACUGGGAUACCCAGGCCAAGGCUACCUGCAAAGAAAGAGCUGACAGGCAUCAGGGAUGGGACAGACUGAAGAUGUCCAAAGCAGUGGUUGUUGGUGACCUUAAUGUGGGCAAGACCUGCCUAAUAAACCGGUUCUGCAAAGAUGUAUUUGACAGAGACUACAAGGCUACCAUAGGAGUGGACUUUGAGAUUGAGAGGUUUGAGCUUUCAGGAGCUCCAUUCUCCCUUCAGAUCUGGGACACAGCUGGCCAGGAAAAAUUCAAAUGCAUCGCUUCAGCAUACUACAGAGGAGCUCAGGUGAUAAUCACAGUAUUUGACAUGGCAGACAUUAAGAGCUUGGAGCACUCAUGGCAGUGGUUAGAUGAGGCCAUGAGGGAGAAUGAACCUGGCUCCUGUUCUGUUUUCCUGGUCGGAACCAAGAGUGACCUACUUGCUCCAGAGGAGCGCCAGAGGACUGAGAGAGAUGCCAUCAAGAUAGCAACUAAAAUGAAAGCUGAGUUUUGGUCUGUUUCGGCCAAGACAGGGGAGAACGUGCAGGGGUUCUUCUUCCGGGUGGCAUCUCUGGCCUUUGAAGACUCUGUACUGAAGGACAUGGAGACAGGGAUCACCUCCACUCGAAUAGGAGGAGGAGACAGCAUCAAAUCUGACAGAGCCAACCUGGAGGAGCCCCAGUCCAAAGCAGUGAAUACGAAUUGCUGCUGAGAAAAGAGAAGAGGACUUUAAGUAGGAGUCAAGAGAAGGAAGGGGAGUGAUAUGUCUAGAAAGAUGUUGAAAUAGUGGAUUUUAAAAGUGGAAAGAGCUGUGACUGACAUGUGCCUCUAUUUCUCAGUCUUCACUGGUAUCAUUCGUACGUGGACACACAAGCGUCUACAGCCUUUAUAAUCAUCAUUUAGUACUGCCAUUUUGGGAUGUAAUGUAUCAACUUCCUUGAUUUUAAUCCGGUCAUCAAUGACCUUUAUUAUAUGCAUUGUAAAGUAUUUUAUGAAUUCAGUAUUUUGUCGAAUUUUGGAAAUUAGGGUGCAUUUCAGACUUAUUUGUAGAAGAAGUGGUUUGAUAGUUUAUGUAAUAUACUGUAUUAUCGUUAUGUAUUGUGUAGCCCUAACAUUCUGCAGUUACAUUUCCAAUAAUUUUAUUGCAUAUUUUUGUUAUUACUGCUAACCUCGUUGUUAGGCUGAAUUGUUUCUGCACAGAGACAGAGCUGGCUGGUGAUGACAUUACCCCUAAUCAAAAUAAAGUUUCAUAUUUUUGUAUGGGUCUUCACAACA